AUGACUGGUGGUCUGCUGGGUAGAAUGUGGCUGCAAGUUCUGGGUUGGGCUGCUAGUAUGCUAAGUUAUGCUGGUAUGUCUGUUAUGCUGGUCCCAGUUAUGCUUAGGCUGUUGGUAGCUGGUAUGUCUGUUAUGCUGGUUCCAGUUACUUAUGUUCCACAGAAAAGGCAAUGCACGAGUGUAUCUACUGACAAUGGGACUGUUUCCACUCCCUCAACUGAGAUCUUACGAGAGAAAAAUCUGGAAGAGAAAAGUAUUGAAAAUAAGCGCAACAUAAAAAGGCAGUGCAUACCCAAGGUUAAAAAAGAACUUGAUUUGCCUCGUCGGUCUUCAAAACGACUCGAGGAGCUCAAACUCAAGACGGUGGCCAACUGUGUGUUAAGCGAAGAAGCUCAUGGAGCUGCAGCUGGAAAGUCUGGUGAAACUGAAGUCAAACCAUUGCAGACGAUUUCAACACAGAUUACAGAUCAUGAUUUGAGAGGCACAAAACUGUCAGACAUUAACGAGAAGGCUUUGGAGGACCAAGCUGUUCCAGAAGAUCAACCAGCAAGGCCAAAAACUGAGAUGAAAAACCAGGAAAAUUUAGGAUCUGAAGUCAAUCCAUCUGGGGAUUCCUGGUCCGAUUCGUGCCUAGAAUUUGCAUUUAAGACACUUACAGGGGCACUAGCUGUAAAGGGUUAUUGUAAUUUCCUCCCCGAAGAAAAGUUGCUGCAAGCAGUAAAAGUUGGUCAGGUUGUUUAUCUAAGUGGGACUGCAAGUUAUCUACUAGGAAUGAGUGGACGUAUUGCAGCUCAAGCAGAUGAAGCAAGCAACCCAAUCAAUGUGAAGAAUCUAUCUUUGGGUUGGAUGAUUGGUUUUCUUUUUCUUGUCAGCUUUGUUGGUCUCUUUUCAAUUGCACCCCUUAGAAAGAUGAUGAUACUCAAGUACAAGUUAACAUACCCUAGUGGAACUGCAACUGCCUACCUCAUCAACAGCUUUCACACUCCUAAAGGAGCCAAACUAGCCAAGAAACAAGUAAUGAUGCUAUUCUAUUCCCUCUGUGGUAGCUUUACUAAUGCACUUUUUCAAUGGUUCUUUACUGCUGCUGAUGGCUGUGGAUUUAGUAACUUUCCCACCUUUGGUCUCAAAGCCUUUAGCCAAAG
Camellia sinensis is the source of this 1142-nucleotide messenger RNA. The record is from RefSeq and is a predicted model, not a curated record. Lineage: Eukaryota; Viridiplantae; Streptophyta; Magnoliopsida; Ericales; Theaceae.